UCUGUCAGAGACUCAGAAAAGAGGAAACAGAGCCUGCCUUUUCCCGAAAAGCCCCCGGAAAUAUUCUGCCUCCUACACACGCAGUGGAAGAAUUCGCCACACGCUUGCGGGCACCGCACCGCACGCCGGCUACGAGUAGUAAUCCAGACCAGCAGGGCCGGCAGCCGAUGAAUUAUAGCGGGUCAGGCGACCGUUGCCGUGCCUUGCAUUAAACUACCCUGUCCCCCACCCCCGCGGCUGGUUCUGCGACCGGCGGCGACACGGCGUCCGGUGGGUUGAGUGAGCCAGCUGCGCGCCGCGAUUGCGUCGACUCCAGCCUCCAGGAGUUUGAUCUGAUUGGGCGGACUUUCUCGAAUUUGCCGAUCCCAAUUCGGAUUGCGCGACGGGGUUUACAGGAAAGGAGCGGUUUUGCCGCACCUUUUUUUUGGCCCCUCACGUCGGAUUUGACUGAAGAAAUUGGUUUUGUUUAUCUCGUGUUGAAGUGGAUUUGGUCGAAGUCAGACGUCAGGGGGAUUUUCCAGGCUUCUUGAUUUGAUUUGGAUCCUAAAGAUUUUAAUUUUCCACAGGAAAGGGUGGAAGGCGAUGGGUCAUUGAAUCGCCUGCUGCUAAAUUUGUGCUGUUCGAGCACAGUUGGAUCGAAGAGAGUUCAUUUCAGUGUGCCAUCCUAGGAGCAGUAGAACAAGAGGGUGACAAAAAUUGUGGGAGUUCUGCUGUUAAAUGUUGGUUUGUGUUGUUUGAUCCCAAUUGUAUCCAAAACUUUGGUUUUUGGGGCUACAAGAAAAUACCAAGGAGGGAAGACAUCAGGCCUCGGGAGUAGCUGACAAAGACGACUCGUUGAGCUGUUGAUCUGUGCCUCUGCUGGUGGAAUCAAAGACUAGGACCGGAGGAAGAUGGGGGUGAUGUCGCGGCGGGUCCUGCCUGCCUGCAGCAGUCUCUGCUACUUCUGCCCCUCGCUGCGGGCGCGCUCCCGUCAGCCCGUCAAGCGGUACAAGAAGAUCAUCGCAGAUAUCUACCAGCUGCCACCGAACGGGGAACCAAAUGAUAGAAGGGUUGGUAAGCUCUGUGAUUAUGUCUCGAGAAAUCCAGCACGCAUUCCAAAGAUCACAGAGUAUCUUGAGCAGAGAUUCUAUAAAGAACUGAGACAUGAGAACUUUACUUUGGCCAAAGUUGUGCCAUUCAUCUAUAGGAAACUUCUGUGUUCAUGCAAGGAGCACAGGCCCUUGCUAGCCACAAGCUCCUUAAGCAUCAUCCGCACUCUUCUUGAUCAGAAAGUGCACGAUGAUUUGCGGGUUAUGGGUUGUCUAAUGCUUGUCGACUUUCUAAAUGGCCAGGUUGACAGCACAAAUAUGUUUAAUUUAGAAGGUCUCAUACCAAAACUUUGCCAAAUUGGUCAAGAGCUAAGGGAAGAUGACAAAGGGCUCUGUCUUCGUUCUGCUGCACUACAGGCUCUCGCUUUUAUGGUCCAAUACAUGGGUGAUCACUCACAUAUCUCAAUGGAACUUGAUGAAGUUGUCUCAGUAGUCAUAAGCUGUUAUGAGGCAAAUCAAAUUCUCUCAAUAAAAGAGGUUGUCAGACUUCAAGAUGACGAUGAUUUGGUCAUCAAUGGGAGCUUGGCAAUGUUACCCGUGUCUGGGCAAAAUAGUGCUAAAGUGGCAUCUGAUACAAUCAGGGCUGCAUCUGAAAAUCCAGCUCAUUGGUCAAGGGUUUGCUUGCGUAAUAUGGCUAAUAUUGCAAAGGAGGCAACGACAGUGCGGCGUGUUCUUGAUCCUCUUUUCCGCCUUUUCGAUAGCCACGACUAUUGGUCUCCUGAAAAUGGGAUUGCCCUUUCUGUUCUACAAGAAAUGCAGAAACUGAUGGACAAAUCAGGACAAAAUGGCCAUUUGCUGUUAUCUUUCACUAUAAAGCACAUAGAUCAUAAGACUGUUGCCAAGAAACCUGUGAAGCAAAUCAGCAUCUUAAAAGUUGCUUCACAUCUUGCAAGGCAUGCAAAGUUGAAGGCAUCAGUGACAAUAGCAAGUGCGAUCAGUGACUUAAUAAAGCACUUACGCAAAUGUAUGCAUUUUGCUAUUGAAGCAUCAAAUGCUCAUGCUGAUGUUGACAAGUUGAACAGUGCACUUCAUGUGGCCUUGGAGGAGUGCCUAAUGCAAUUGACAGAAAAGGUUGGGGAUGUUGGGCCUAUUCUUGACAUGGUUGGGGUAAUGCUUGAGAAUCUCUCUCAUUCUGCUACCAUCGCAAGAACAACAAUUUCUUCUGUUUAUCGCACAGCACAAAUAGCAGCUUCUGUCUACAAGUCAUCAUACAACCAGAAGGCAUUUCCUGAAGCUUUGUUUCACCAGCUUCUCUUAGCAAUGAUGCACCCAGAUAAUAAGACAAGGAUUGGUUCACAUCGUGUUCUAUCCACCAUUGUUGCUCCUUCACUGUUAUGUCCAUGGUCAGCCAUGAGCUUUCCUAUUCCAUUGAAGGGCAAUGAUUCGCAGGGCUUACUUUUGUUGGCUCUCUCGGCUUUCUCUUCAGAAACCGUAAUUGAUGAAAUGCGGACCAAGAACAGGAUCCAGGAAUCCUUGCAGAUAAACGAGAAAUUGGAAGCUUUAGUCGGUGCUGAGAAUGGGUACGCACAUGCAGAUCCAAAUACAAAGCAGUGUCCAUGGAGCCCAUGUCUCAAUGAGUAUCAUCUUACAGCAUUUAAAGAUCAGAACCUAAAGUUUAUGAAGCUGAACAACAACCAGAUUGAUCUUCUUCUUUCAUCUAUUUGGAGUCAAGCAUCCCUGGAGGAUAAUUUACCUGCAAAUUUCGAAGCAAUGGGCCAUACCUACAGCAUUGCUUUAUUGUGUUCAAAAUCAAAAAGCUCCAGUCAUGUGGCACUAGUUCGCUGUUUCCAGUUGGCGUUCUCUCUCAGGAGGAAGUCCCUUAGCCAAGAAAAUUAUUUGCAGCCAUCUCGUAAGAGAUGUUUGUAUACACUGGCAUCGGCAAUGCUCAUCUUUUCAGCAAAAGUAGCAGAUCUUCCUCAGAUAAUUCCUCUUGUGAAAGCAGCAGCGCCAGAGAAAAUGGUUGAUCCUCAUUUUUGCCUGAUGGAUGACUGCCUACACAUUAAUACAUCUGCACAGUCAUCUAACGGUGAGAUGUUUUAUGGUUCUGAGGAAGAUGAAAGGGAUGCACAUGCCUUUCUUUCAGCUAUAAACAAGGAUGGCAUGGAGUUAGUAGAAAUUGUGAUGUCCCAUUUUACGGAGAAGUUUGAGAAUUUACCAGAGAAGUUUAAUGGGAUAGAAGAACAGCUUCUUCAAGAGUUUUCCCUGGAUGAUUCAUUUCCUCUUGGUGCUCCACUAUUCAUGGAGACACCACACUCUUGUUCAAUGUAUGCAGAAAAGGAUGAUCACUGUUUUGAUGAGGAUGUUGUUCCUUCUGAGCUAGAUGAUGACGACGACAUCAUUUUCGAACAUAGUGGAUCUCAAUCCGACAGGAAGGCAUCUGGUUCUAUGGCUUCAUCAGAUGUUCUAACCGUCAAUCAACUAAUAGAAUCUGUUCAUGAGACGGCAAGGCAAGUGGCUAAUGCUCCAGUCUCUGCCAACCCUGUACCUUACGACCAAAUGAAGAGCCAAUGCGAAGCCCUGGUUAUGGAAAAGCAACAGAAGAUGUCUGUGCUCUUGAGCUUCAAGCAUUCGAGAAGCGGUUCCCAUGGCUCAACCGCGGUGGAUGGACUGGAAACUAAGGAGUCAUCUUUGCGAUCCGAGCCCGAGUUGCAAUCAACCAGGAAGGAGCGCAUGCGACGCAGUGAUUCGGCAUCUAGCGAAUCUGAACGUUCAUUCAGGCUGCCACCGGCAAGCCCAUAUGACAAGUUCCUGAAAGCGGCUGGACGUUAAGACUGGUGCAAUUGCGCCAAGCUUGGCACUUUAGUUUUCAAGUCUGUAUACAGAAGAGUUUACAAGCCUUUCAAAGUUAUGCCUUCGCACUGUUUCUUACCCCCGUUUCGGGGAGCAUAUUCCUUCGAGUGUACAUUUUCUUGACAAGUUGUACAAUUUUCUUUACUGUCGUGGAGAACCAGUAAAUGAAAGUGUAUAGGUCGUGCACGUUCACGGAUCA
Phragmites australis (common reed) is the source of this 4077-nucleotide messenger RNA. Its product is annotated as protein SEMI-ROLLED LEAF 2-like. The transcript has 20 exons. Bases 891 to 3857 code for a protein of 988 amino acids. NCBI's taxonomy places the organism in Eukaryota, Viridiplantae, Streptophyta, Magnoliopsida, Poales, Poaceae. The record is from RefSeq and is a predicted model, not a curated record.